GCUGCUUCAUCAGAGGAUAAAAACCUAAUGGCCAGAGUGCCGCAACUAAAUAAAGAAUCGUAUGUUCCUUGCAUUCCUCUAAGUGAGCUUCCAAAGCCCGGAAGUGCAACUUCCGGAAUUGCCGGUGGCCUUGCUAUUUGCAUCGCCGUCGACAAGAAAGGAUCCGUCUACGCUCUCGGAGACAAGUGCCCUCCGGUCAACCAGCCCCUUUCGUUCGGUAAAGUCAACCCCGACGGAACUAUCCAAGACCCCGUUCUGGGAACCAAGUUUUCGUUGAAGACUGGUGACGUUGUUGGAGCCUGGUGCCCAUCCGGAAUCGGCAAACUUCUCGGAGGAGCCUUCACUCCCAGUGGUGUCCCGACCUACCCGGUGCGUCAGCGAGGUGGAAGCCUCGAAGUGCAGGUCGACGUCAACUACAAAGCCAACUUUGAAAAGAGCUACUGGACCGGAGUUUUGGACGCCCAGGGAAAAUCGGAUGGAACUUACUACUAA
Molecule: messenger RNA, 492 nt
Organism: Phaeodactylum tricornutum CCAP 1055/1
Lineage: Eukaryota; Bacillariophyta; Bacillariophyceae; Surirellales; Neidiaceae
Exons: 2
Molecular function (GO): 2 iron, 2 sulfur cluster binding; nitrite reductase [NAD(P)H] activity
Source: RefSeq, a predicted model, not a curated record